Paramecium tetraurelia is the source of this 258-nucleotide messenger RNA. RefSeq lists its product as uncharacterized. The transcript has 2 exons. The record is from RefSeq and is a predicted model, not a curated record. Lineage: Eukaryota; Ciliophora; Oligohymenophorea; Peniculida; Parameciidae.
AUGAAAAAAUUUCUUUCUGUGAUAAAGAACGUGACAGAUCCAGAAAAAAUCGCUAAAUAUGGUGCUUAGAAAAUUGAAAACUUUGCUGAUUAUUUAGAUCCAAAUAAUGAGAAAACUUCACAAUAAAUUCCUUUUAUGAUUACAAGAUAAAUGAAAAAUGAUCUUUCAGACUUAGGAUACAAUUAAGACGAUAUUAAAAAAAUGACUCCAACUUAUGCAAGCAAUCUACUAUAAAAUCAAAUAAAAAAAAAGUAGUGA